This is a messenger RNA of Hyalella azteca, 631 nucleotides long. Its product is annotated as putative neural-cadherin 2. NCBI's taxonomy places the organism in Eukaryota, Metazoa, Arthropoda, Malacostraca, Amphipoda, Hyalellidae. The transcript is spliced from 4 exons. The record is from RefSeq and is a predicted model, not a curated record. Bases 86 to 631 code for a protein of 181 amino acids.
ACAAUUCUACUGCAGAAAUGCUGUGCACGCGCAAGAUUUGACUGGACAACUCAACACAAGAGGCGCGCCUUUGCAACUCGGAUCCAUGGACGCAAGUUCCAGUGAUGCAUUGCACGAGAAUAAUGGCGAUAAACAAUCCUACUUCAAAGGAUGUCUCAGGAAUAUACGACUCAAUGGAGAGCUCUUGGAUUUGGGAGAAAAUGUGCCCAGUCAUCGAUCAGAACCGGGCUGUGUCUAUCAGAACUGCGCAGCUCUGCGCUGCCCUGCGAACUCCAACUGCGAAGGAUCUCCUGGCGAUGAAACGUGCGAGUGUAAACUUGGUUGGUCAGGCCACGACUGCUCCACCAAAACUGUGCCCACGAGCUUUUCAGCGAACAGUUUCCUUCAGAUUGCUCUCCUCUUCCAGCUGCCAGAACAAACCUCGUCCAUAACUUUACGGCUGCGCACCCGGCAGAGCAACAGCUUGGUGGUGGCGCUGAGGUCUGUUGGAGGUCUGGAACAUCUGGUGCUGGCACUGCGUGGAGGCCGCCCCUGUCUGACACUACACCGCCAGCACGCUAAACUAGCCUCUGUCUGCCUCACGUCAACCCUGCAUGACGGCAUGUGGCACGACAUUGCUGCUAAGAGGUAA